CAUUGUUCUGCACAGGCAUGUGAACUGAUCCCACUGUUCUGCUUUUUCAGAUCAGAAACAUGGUUGCUCUUCAAGCAAAAAAUGCACAGCUCCAUUUAUCUAUCCAGGAUUCGGAUGAUGGUGCGCUUCUUGGGAUCGAAGCAGACAAAGAACAUAUGGAUACCUCAGAGCAGGUCGCACUGAACGCAGAUUCUUUCUUGCAUGGUCCUGUUCUCAUCAAUACGCGCAUGGACCAGCAGCUGCCUCUCACAGAUCUAAAGUAUGGGUUGGGAACAGAUGUACCUAGCAGCUCUUUAGAUGCCAUACUUCACAACAACUCAGAUCCUCACUUUUAUGCUGAAGCUCUCAAAAAGGAAACGCCUACCUGCUGGGAUGAUAAGAAAGCACUGCUCAGUCCCCUCAGUGAUUCCCUCCUGCACUCACCUGUCGUGGUGGCGCCUGAGAUACCAUAUGCUAUUUAUGUCUCUCGAGAACUCAUCCUCAGGAAAGUCAUGGAUAGUUUGAAACUGAAAGUCCACAGCACAGGCUAUGACUACCUUUCAAGGCCUCAAUAUGGAAACAGCAUGGAUGCAUGUUGAUCUUCCAUCUGGAAACAAUCCAGGAGCAGAUUCAAGCACUGUGAUAUAUGGUAAUCCAAAGUCUACUCAUAGUGAAGCUGAUGAGAGCGCAUGCCAGGCUGUCCUCAAUUACUAUUGCAGCGCUAGAGAUGUGAGCAUCAAUGACUUCAGUCACAGUGUCAUCAAAAUGAAACAAGAGCAGCUUGAUGCAAGCAAUUUUUUCUUUGCUGCUAUGCAAGAUAAUGUAGUUAGUCUGGCUCUGGAGCGAGAUGCUACUCUAGCUGUGUUUCAGAAGAGUGGUGACAGCACAGAUGCAAGCCCCAUCCUUUAAGCAAGGCAUUCAUCAAGAAGAAACAAGAUGAGCUCAAUAAUGAUUGCUUCUAUGAGAUUCUGCAAGACAAAAUCACUAAUCUUCUUCGAGAUCGUGAUGUCCAGAAACAACGCUACACCAGCAUCAUACAUGGUAUGGCCUCUAUAUGUGACACCUUUGCUGAUAUACUGCCAAUCAAAAAGAUCAGCACCAAUCAGACCACCUCAGAAGACGCAGAGACUGGAUUCAUGUUCACUGGCAGCAAAAAAACUCUUCGCGCAGUGAUGAACUUGCCUUGGCUCUCCUAAAGGUUCUUCGUGACGGGAUUAUCUAUGACACCAAGCACGCUACAACUCCAUACUGAGGACCAAGACCACCUAACCAUUGUGCAUACCACUACUACCACCUCUAUCUUAGAAUUGCAGAGACAAGAAUAGCCUCACCAUCUACCGAUGGAUUCUUUUGCAGAGACAGUACCAACAUGGUAUAGCCCUUUCUUUUGGUAUAGCACUUCCUUUUGACGUUUGCCGCUGUUAGAUAACAGCACCACUAUUUUUGGGGCUGCCCACAGCGAGAGGCGCCACUCACAGAGUCACAGCAGCGACCGAGACUGCGGUUCAGAGGUUGCCUUUGUGUCCACUUGGCAGACAAAGUGGUAGAAACCAAACUCGGAAUCAUGGCAGGUUACUACAGCCAAGCAUCUCAAACACCUUCUACAAUGAAAAUAACAGUGAAGAGCGGCCUGCCAAAUUCUCCUUGCUGGUUUCACUUUUGUGUGUCUUUAGUUGACAAAAACUAUUAUUGCAACUGCUAUUGAUGUUGUGCAGAAUUUGUGCUACUAGGCAGCACAGCAACAUAUGCCUGGGAAUAUCUUAGCGAACCUGUAUUGCAGCAACUAGACUAUGUGUUGCCUAUGAUCCUUCAGGCUGGAACUCUGUUUUUGUAAUCUCUGCUUUAUCAAGAUUAGAGGGUUAUCUCUUACCUG
Molecule: messenger RNA, 1852 nt
Organism: Panicum virgatum (switchgrass)
Lineage: Eukaryota; Viridiplantae; Streptophyta; Magnoliopsida; Poales; Poaceae
Exons: 5
Coding region: 60-578 (172 amino acids)
Source: RefSeq, a predicted model, not a curated record